Penicillium verrucosum is the source of this 1209-nucleotide messenger RNA. RefSeq lists its product as uncharacterized. The transcript is spliced from 3 exons. The coding region runs from base 1 to 1209 and encodes 402 amino acids. NCBI's taxonomy places the organism in Eukaryota, Fungi, Ascomycota, Eurotiomycetes, Eurotiales, Aspergillaceae. The record is from RefSeq and is a predicted model, not a curated record.
AUGCCUAUUCACCGAGUCGCGCACAGUCUGACCGUUUGCAUGUUUCCUUGCCAUUGUUGUAUUUCAUCAGAUCUCAGAACUUCUUCAUCCUCCUUUCUCUCCCCCACUCUCCAACUAUCUUUAUCAACUUUGUGGGGUUAUUGUCCCCAACCCGCGUGGAGCUUCGCGAUGCCACCAUCUUCUCACUCAAAACAGCGCGCCUUGGCCCUACCCAUAUUUCCAACUUUAAUAUCGUCAUCUCAUUGUGCUAACGGAAUGGUUUCCAUAGAGACGAAGCGUGUCGUGUCUCGCGGGGUGCGUGGUAAGGAGGACAGCUUGUACCUCAAGUGGAGUGUGGUCAUGAAUCCAAGCGAGCUCUUGAAAGAGCUUGUUGGCAACCGCGAGCAUGCUCGAGCCCUCUUCCAUGGACUGAGGCGCCAAGUCAAGUCCAUCCGCCACCGCUCGCAGUCCUACGAUGAUGGCCAGGUCACAAUCUAUGACCGUGUUCUUCUUCGUCUCUAUGACGAGGGACACACCAUGCAACACUAUGGCCUGCUUGAAUUCUAUCUGGCUGAGUAUCUGGGAACCAAGGACUGUCAGUCGGAGGAGGAGAGCAACUCUGUCAUUGCUGCCCACUUUGCUGCCCAGCGCAUCCUGGACAACGGCCCUAUUUCCGAAAUCCCAAUUACUGCAACCGACGGCGUGGGAGGUGCCACCGAGGCGGUCGAGACUGGCAAGUCGUCACAGGACUCUGGCGCAUCCGAGUCACACCAUAUCGACAAGCUCGUCCAGGUAUACCAGAAGGCGAAGGCCGAUUACUACAUCCUUCAGGUUUCUGAUAACUACCGGGAGCGAACUAACAGUGUCCGAUUUCUCCGUGACACGGCAGAGAACCUCCUGCGAUACCUGUUGUCAACCGACAAAGACCACAAUCUGAUUCCCGAAAUCGAAGACAUCAUCCAGGUUAGCCAGGCACAUGCAAGCCAACUAGCUGGUGGCCGCAAGCGCAAGUUUGAUCACACAGACAACGACUCGAUGGGCAGCCCAAGCCUCAGCCCCCACAGACCUCACAGAUACUACAGAGACCAGCGCGGAGAACACAACCGUCGGGACCGAUAUGUCCCCGACAGUAUCAUAUGGGACCAUAGUCACAAGGGUGGAUGGGACCAUAGCCAUGUCAACAGAAGGAUUGGUUGGGAUGGUCGUGCCUUGGACUCCUACCGUCCUUAA